Messenger RNA from Aspergillus terreus NIH2624, 1275 nucleotides. RefSeq names its product Zn(II)2Cys6 transcription factor domain-containing protein. Lineage: Eukaryota; Fungi; Ascomycota; Eurotiomycetes; Eurotiales; Aspergillaceae. The transcript has a single exon. Gene Ontology annotation, biological process: regulation of DNA-templated transcription. Gene Ontology annotation, molecular function: zinc ion binding; DNA-binding transcription factor activity, RNA polymerase II-specific. The record is from RefSeq and is a predicted model, not a curated record. The coding region runs from base 1 to 1275 and encodes 424 amino acids.
AUGGCCAAACCCAACCAGCGCCAUGCCUGCGACCGCUGUCACGGUCAAAAACUGCGAUGCAUCCACUCCGGGGGUGGGCCGUGUGUACGCUGCGCCAAAGCCAAAGCCACCUGCAGCUGGAGCCAGUCCUUGCGUUCCAACCGACUCAAGAGACAUAACGUGCCGAUAUCUGAUGUUCCUUUGGCGUGUGCGCAACUAGCAACCCAGUCGACCGACCCAAACACACCUCAAUUUGGUGCAUACAUGAGCCAACCCUCCUCCGCCGGCGUUGACAUUGACAUCAACUUGCUGCAGACUCAAUUCACCGACAGUACUCCCUGGGCUCUGCCGGCCGGCCGCUAUCCCUCUCCAGCAUCACAGGAAAUGGAGACCUACAAUGUGGGUCACACUGAGGCGGACCUUCCGACCACCGCGGACUGGAUGUGGCCCGCCGUCGCCAAUGGUCCCGUUCAAACGACUCCCCCGGCAAAUUGGCAGCAAGCAUUCAAUCAGGAAUGGGCUAUGAUGGCGUCCCAGCACCCUGUCGCAACGAUGAACACGCCGUCUCGGACCUCGCCAGUAAGCGACGCCGUGGACCCGCCGAAUACGGUGUGCCUUCUUGCGACCAUCCGCGAGUUGUCAGAGCUUAACGUCGACCUGUACGCACACGAAGCGACGGUCCCCAGACCUCCUGCAUCUCUGGACGAACCGAUCAGCUGGAAGAACAAGGAUUUCGCCAUCGAUCGGACUUUUCACCUGUCCCAGCGGCUCAUUGAGAUCGUCAACAAACGAUAUCCGCGCUACCUCGAGACCGCCCGCAUGCAGACCCCCGAGGGGACUCCCGAACGGACCUCCGAAAGCAGUCCGUCUGGCCCGCCACUUGACCAAGGCUCAUGUCUCCUCGUUCUCUCAUGUUACACUCGACUCAUCGAGACCUACGAUCGAAUCUUUGCCAAUAUGCAGGGAUGUCUGGAUCGUUCCUCGGUCACGGCCCGAGAAGACUACGUCAAUAUGCCGUCGGUCCAAGUCGGCUCCUUCUCCUUGCCACACUCGUCCUCGUUGCAAAUCGUCCUCAUCCUGCAGUUGGCGCGUCAACUCCUAACUCGAAUGGGCGAGAUCAUCAAAGCCGUUCAGCCGGAGAAAGGAACUAAUUCCGCUGAUGUCACCUUGUCCGAAUCCGCAACCGGGGGUCUCCUACUGUCUAGCGCUUUGGAGACCGUCUCCGCCGAAGAAGACCGUCUGAUGAAAAGAAUCACGAAACUACGAAGCACCUUGAUUGAGCUGAACAUUCUGUGA